Messenger RNA from Amoebophrya sp. A120, 1064 nucleotides. NCBI's taxonomy places the organism in Eukaryota, Dinophyceae, Syndiniales, Amoebophryaceae. The record is from the annotation of a GenBank genome assembly.
GGAGCACCAAAACCACCAGCAGCCGGACCUCCAGCAGCAUGGACAGGAGGAGCACGGCGGGGUGGUAGAAGUAGACACAACUGCAAGCAAGGUGGAGGACCACGGGUUCUUGCAAAAAAUGUUGGAACCUAUUGUAAGACAGGAUGAACAGACGAGGAACUUGUGCAGCACGAAUCCCAUAAUUUUUCCCAACUCAGGCACCAUUGCUCAGCAAGGUCAAGGUCAAGAAGACGAAACAUCAUUUAGCCGCUCCUCGACGAGCACUUCUGCAGUAGGAACUCUUUCGACGGCGCAACCGCAAGUAAAAGUAUCACACUCGUCUACCGCAACACGACCACCGGCCGAUGAGAACAGAUUUUACAGCGAAAGUAGUUGUCUUUAUGAUUUCAAGCAGCAGCAGCAGUCUGUGACUUCUGCGGUCAGCACACCUGCUUCUGCCGGUGCAAGAACUUUGACAUCCAGCUCCAAUACAACUAUCCCACCAGCAGCACCGGCUGCGGCUAACACGCAAAGUAAUUCCGGACGACGACCUCCACGAUGUUGGAGGGACAAGGUCAGUGUGCGCAAGCUCCAGCUAGAACUGUGGGGCGACUACGAAGUGGCCGCCGAGACUUCGUCUUCGUCUUCUUGGCCCGGCGCACCAGCUCCUGGGGCUCCGACUCGAACAUGUAUUGAAUCGAACGGCCGCGACUCUGCACGUGCACCACCAGAACAAACACAGCUGGCUGAUGAUGCGACUAACGCCGAUGAAGGAAUAUCAUCUUCUACGAGCAGUUGUACUAGGAAAAACAUCAAAAAAGUUUUCGUGGUCGGGAAAAAUUGCGGACAAGCAAACAAUGAUUUUUGCGGAGAACAAAAUGUUGGUAGUUCUCAAGGUGGUCACCGCACAAGGAAUUGCUCCGGCGAGCAAGAAGAACAAGGUAGCGCUGCUCGUCCUCGAGCUGCUACUCCUAACUGUCCAACGAGGAGAACUGCCCUGGAGGUCGUCCACUCACAACCCUCUUCGUCGCUUCUCACUUUCUCUUUACGCGGACCCCUGGCAGGAGCAGGAGGUGCGAAAGUAA